AUGCUGGUGCACCUCAGCUCUGAGACCUCGCAGAGGCAUAAUAGUUGCUUCCCCUCUCCAGACAAAUGCAUCACCAGCGAGCUGCUGAAGGACCUCCCCCUGAAAGACCUUCCCCUGAGCGGGGGGCUGAAGGACACUCCCUCGAGCGGGGGUCUGAAGGACACCCCCCUGAGCGGGGACCUGAGCGCAGACGUUGAGCUGCUGAAAGCAGGUCCCCUCCCAUCCCCAAAAGAGCUCAUCAACGGGAACAUCAAAACCAUCACCGAGUACCGGGAGGAGGAGGAUGGGCGCAAGGUGAAGAUCAUCCGCACCUUCCGAAUUGAGACCAGGAAGGCCUCCAAGGCUGUGGCACGGCGGAAGAACUGGAAGAAAUUCGGCAACUCUGAGUUUGAUGCUCCGGGCCCCAAUGUGGCCACGACCACGGUGAGCGAUGACGUCUUCAUGACCUUCAUCACCAGCAAGGAGGACCUGAACUGCCAGGAGGAGGAGGACCCCAUGAACAAGCUGAAGGGGCAGAAGAUCGUGUCGUGCCGGAUCUGCAAGGGCGACCACUGGACGACGCGCUGCCCCUACAAGGACACGCUGGGCCCCAUGCAGAAGGAACUGGCUGAGCAGCUGGGCCUGUCCACGGGCGAGAAGGAGAAGCUUCCAGGAGAACCGGAGCCGGUGCAGGCCCAGCAGAGCAAGACGGGGAAGUACGUCCCGCCCAGCCUGCGUGACGGAGCCAGCCGCCGCGGGGAGUCCAUGCAGCCCAACCGCCGGGCCGAUGACAACGCCACCAUCCGGGUCACCAACCUGUCGGAGGACACGCGGGAGACCGACCUGCAGGAGCUGUUCCGCCCCUUCGGCUCCAUCUCCAGGAUCUACCUGGCCAAGGACAAGACCACGGGGCAGUCCAAGGGCUUCGCCUUCAUCAGCUUCCACCGGCGCGAGGAUGCCGCCCGCGCCAUCGCCGGUGUCUCCGGCUUUGGCUAUGACCACCUCAUCCUCAACGUGGAAUGGGCCAAACCCUCCACCAACUGAGGCCGGCACCUUGCCUGCUGCUGCACCAGGAACGGCUGACGCUGUUGGGAGACUUGGUUGUUAAUAAAGGUUCAUCCCAGC
Messenger RNA from Chrysemys picta bellii (western painted turtle), 1104 nucleotides. Lineage: Eukaryota; Metazoa; Chordata; Testudines; Emydidae. The record is from RefSeq and is a predicted model, not a curated record.